AUGGAUCAUGAACAUGGAAUGGGGGCUACUGAAGGCUCUUGCAGCAAUAAAUAUGAACAAGAAAUGGCUCAACUUCGAGCGGUGGUGAAUAGACAGGCUGAACAAAUUGAGAAGUUGUUAGCAAAACAACGACAAAGGCAAGCACCAACACCACCUACUGAAACUCCAACACCUCCACAAGCUCCACCUCCACUAGCUCCACCUGCAGUGCACCCCAUGGAACCAUUAUAUGAACGGUUCCGAAAACAACGCCCACCAGUAUUUGAAGGUAGCACUGACCCACUUGACGCACAAGACUGGAAGAGUUCUUUAGAAGACAUCUUUGAGUUCAUGCAACUAAGUGACAGGGAAAAAGUUUCUUGUGCUGCACAUACACUUAAAAAGGAUGCUAAGAUCUGGUGGGAAGUGGUUAAGCAGACUAGAGAAGUGAAUCAGAUGACUUGGGCAGAAUUUGAACUGGUCUUCAAUGAGAAGUUUUAUAAUGAAGCUGUGUUGACUGCCAAAGUAAGUGAGUUCACUAGAUUGCAACAGGGGAAUCUAUCAGUGGCUGAGUACGCCAGGACAUUUGACCGGUUAGCCAAGUUUGCACCAGACUUGGUUAACACUGAAACUAGUAGAGUGAAUCGCUUCCUGGAGGGUCUACAACCAGAAUUGGCUAGAGAUGUAGAUAUGGGACCUAAAGCUGCUACUAGCAUGCCUCGUAGAGACACUCCAUUCAACAAAGAACAAAGCCGCUUUCACAAUGACAACAAAAGAGGGGCCCAGAAUUUCCAAUUUAGACAAGGACAGAAUAAGAAAUUUAAAGGAGGUCAGCAAAAUAGGCAACCUGGAUUCCAACAAAUGCCACGAUGUCAAACUUGUGGAAAGAAUCAUUUCGGGGAGUGCAGGCUUCUAACUAAGAGCUGCUUCAAAUGUGGCAAGGGGGAUAAUUUUAUCAAAGAUUGUCCAUUGAUGAAGAACCAACAAAUGAAGGAUGAACCUCAGAGGACAAAUGCUAGGGUGUUCACGAUUACUCAGGCUGAUGCUGAUACCAACAACUCUGUUGUGUCAGGUGAUAUUUUUGCAUCUGGUAUUCUCACUCAUGCAUUAAUAGAUUCAGGUGCCACGCAUUCAUUUGCAUCAUUGACAUAUGUAAAAAGGUUGGGUAGAUCGUGUGAAAAAUUGUCAGAAGUUUUUAGUACAAUGUUACCAUCUGGAGAGAUUCUGUAUUCUACUCAUUGGUUGAGGGGGGUUCCUAUUUGCAUUGAUGGUAGGGAAUUAUAUGCUGAUCUAAUAAUGUUAGAGAUGGCCGAUUAUGAGGCCAGGCGACUGUUGGAAAGUGGAUGUGUGGGUUAUCUCGCCAGUGUGGUUGACACGUAUAAGGAGCAAAAGUUAAAACCGGAAGAUGUACCGGGUGUUUAA
Messenger RNA from Humulus lupulus (European hop), 1401 nucleotides. RefSeq lists its product as uncharacterized. NCBI's taxonomy places the organism in Eukaryota, Viridiplantae, Streptophyta, Magnoliopsida, Rosales, Cannabaceae. The transcript has 4 exons. Bases 1 to 1401 code for a protein of 466 amino acids. The record is from RefSeq and is a predicted model, not a curated record.